Molecule: messenger RNA, 468 nt
Organism: Opisthorchis viverrini
Lineage: Eukaryota; Metazoa; Platyhelminthes; Trematoda; Opisthorchiida; Opisthorchiidae
Exons: 4
Coding region: 1-468 (155 amino acids)
Source: RefSeq, a predicted model, not a curated record
AUGGAGGCAUGGUACAUCAAUCCUGAGUUCAACCUGCCCGAUACAGCAAAGAGCAUGCAUGAAAAAGCUGUUGUCUACACCGUACUACGCAAUGUGUUUGAUGAUCUUGAGUUUGGUGAGGCCAAUAGCAUCCAAGCCAACCGAUAUGGUCCAUGUCUACAUAAGUACAAUGGAGCCAAGCAAGUGGAAAUCUUGGAAAUGGCGGGCAAACCCAACAAGGUUAGCUGGGGCAUUGUAGCCAAAGGAAAGCGUCUCAUUAUACCCCGAAACCAGGCAACACAAUAUAUAGUUAACAUGGCAGUUGGUUCGUUCACUGAGCUGGGCAGUUCUACUCCAAACUUUUCAUCACCAAUCGAGCUGAAAUCACCAGUAUGUUAUCAGGAAGCGUGGUGGGGCGUAGCGGUGGGUUGGUGGUUGGGUGGGUUGGAGUUCUCUUGCAUUCAUCUUGAGCAAUCCACAAUGUCUUGA